This is a messenger RNA of Poecilia latipinna (sailfin molly), 2203 nucleotides long. RefSeq names its product asparagine synthetase domain containing 1 (gene asnsd1). NCBI's taxonomy places the organism in Eukaryota, Metazoa, Chordata, Actinopteri, Cyprinodontiformes, Poeciliidae. The transcript is spliced from 6 exons. Gene Ontology annotation, molecular function: asparagine synthase (glutamine-hydrolyzing) activity. The coding region runs from base 361 to 2127 and encodes 588 amino acids. The record is from RefSeq and is a predicted model, not a curated record.
CCGGAAACUGUCUCUUAGGGUCAAACCCUAAACCCGGCGAUGAACCUGCUAGCUCUCCUAGCUAGCUCCGCCAAACAGCUUGUUUUAGUUUAGUUUUAGACAAAAUGUCUCAAACAAACUCCGGCAGCAGCGAUAAUGUGAGCAAAUAUUCAGCGCUGAAGGAGGAACUGAACAGAAAGGUGAAGGAGCAGAAGAUUAUUGUGGACGAGCUUUCUAAUCUGAAGAAAAACAGGAAAGUUUACAUCCAGCAGAGGAACAGCAACGUUUUCUUCCUGGCCGACAGAAGUCAGACUCUGAGUUCCUGUAAAAAGCAGUUGGACUACAUGAAGAAGGAGCAGCAGGACCUUUGAGGUCAUCACCAUGUGCGGGAUCUUCUGCCUGCUGAGCCGGUCCGCGGCUCCGGAGGAACGGGACCAGGCGGUCCUGGAACCUCUGCAGAGGAGAGGACCGGACUCCAGCCGGGACGUCUCAGUUACAGGAACAGACUCCGGUUAUCGGUGCCUGCUCUCCGCCCAUGUUCUCCACAUGCGGGGCCUCCUCACGCCGCAGCCGCUGCAGGACGCCGCCAGGAACGUCCUGCUGUGGAACGGGGAGAUCUUUGGAGGCCUUCCAGUGGAUCCAGACCAGAACGACACCACCGUCCUCUCUCAGCGGCUGCAGUCCUGUGGAACCGCCGCUGAGAUCCUGUCGGUCCUGUCAGCGGUCCGCGGGCCCUGGGCCUUCGUUUACCACCAGAGGGCGGCAGAGUGCCUCUGGUUCGGCCGGGACUUCUUCGGCAGGCGGAGCUUGCUGUGGAGUUUCGCGGCGGGAACAAUGACCCUGACCUCAGUGGCGGCGCACAGUCCGGCCUCCGACCCGCGGAGCUGGCACGAAGUCCCGGCCGCCGGCGUGUUCAGGGUCGACCUGAAGGAGUUUGCUCGAUCCGGUUCUGUUUCAUUGGAGAUUUUUCCCUGGGAUCAUCCCGAUAUUCCCUCCACCAGCCCAGAAUCCCUUCCCGUCUACUGCCUGGCGGUGAUGAACCCGGCUGGGCUCGUUCUGUCCGCCCCAGUUCCUCCUCUGAACGAGUCACUUCCAGCCUCCAGCCCUGACCCGCUAACCGAGUCCCGGCUGUCGGGCCGGGAGCUGGAGGAGCUGCUGGCAGGAAGCACGCGCCCGGAUGAGGCGAAACGUCUGAUCCGAGUCCUGAGCGAGGCGGUGCGGAGACGAGUUCAGGCUCCGCCUCCUCUGGCCGGUUCCGCCAGCGUUGCUGUUCUUUUCUCCGGAGGAAUCGACUCCAUGAUCCUGGCUGCUCUGGCCGACCGCCAUGUUCCCGCUCAGCAUCCCAUCGACCUGCUGAACGUCGCCUUCAGACUCCAGGAGCCAAAGAACCACAACAAGAAGCGGAACAAGGAUUCCCCGAGCAGCGACCUGACUGCUCGCCGAACCUUCAGCCCCUUUGACGUUCCAGACCGACUGACGGGAAGGGCCAGUCUGGAGGAACUGCGCGGCCUGAAUCCUGAGCGGCGCUGGAACUUCGUAGAGAUCAACGUGACGCCGGAGGAGCUGCAGGAGGCACGGCGGCAGCGGAUCCGGCACCUGGUGCUUCCGCUGGACUCGGUGCUGGAUGACAGCAUCGGCUGCGCUGUCUGGUUCGCUGCCAGGGGCGCAGGGAACGUCAUGGAGGACGGCGGGCCCAGACCCUUCACCUCCUCAGCCAAGGUGGUCCUGACCGGGAUCGGAGCGGAUGAGCAGCUGGCCGGUUACUCCCGCCACAGAGUCCGGUUCCAGACGGCGGGACUCCGGGGACUGCUGGAGGAGCUGAGCAUGGAGCUGGGCCGGAUCUCCUCCAGGAACCUGGGCCGCGACGACCGAGUGGUGGGAGACCACGGGAAGGAGGCCAGGUUUCCGUACCUGGACGAGGACGUGGUCAGCUACCUGAGCUCGCUGCCCGUCUGGCUGAAGGCCGACCUGUCUCUGCCGCGCGGCGUCGGCGAGAAGCUCCUCCUGCGGUCGGCGGCCACGCAGCUGGGCCUGGGCCGAUCGGCCGUCCUGCCCAAGCGGGCCAUGCAGUUCGGCUCGCGCGUGGCCAAGAUGGAGGACCGGCGGGAGAAGGCGUCCGAUAAAUGCAGGAGGCUCCUGACCGGAUGAUUGACAGCCUCUGGUUUCCUGUUUGAAUCAUUCUAAAAUCAUUUCCUAUUAAAAGUUGGUUCCUUUAAACCAUGAA